UGUUGUGUCAAAAGGCGGAUCUUCAACCUGCAAGUUUUUUUAACGUUACGGUCAAACGGGAACUGUGACAUUUUCCAAAGCAUUACCGUUUGAAAUAAUGUCACAGAUACAUAUUUAAUUGCCGUGUUUAACUUUCAAGAUCAGUUCCUUUGAACUUUAACUUCAUAAAGUGCAGACAGGUGAGUGAUGCCUGUGUGUUCUAGCAGUGACUGUCCCCAUCUACAGUGUGUUGGAGAGAUCACCAAGGAAGAGCUCAUCCUCAAGUCUCAUGGCCAGUGCCAAGACUGCAAAGUUGGAGGACCGAAUCUGUGGGCGUGUCUGGAGAACGGCUGUGUGUAUGUGGGCUGUGGAGAAUCUCACACUGACCACAGCACCACCCACUCACAGGAGACUGGGCACAACCUGACAGUGAACCUGACCACUCUGAGGGUGUGGUGUUAUGCCUGUGGGAAAGAGGUGUUCCUGGAGCGUAAACUGGGCCCUCACAGCCCUGCCCCCAGCACCAAGACCCUCACAUCACCUCUCACCAACAACACACAGGAGGGUAGCAGGGUGUUGGGCCGCUCCACCUCUCUGAGACUGCCCCCUACUGGUGGCUGUGAAGACCUGGGCAUGGAGACGGAGGAGGAGGAGGAGGAGGAGGAGCUCCGCCCCAGAGGUCUGACGGGACUGAAGAACAUAGGAAACACCUGCUUUAUGAACGCAGCCCUGCAGGCCCUCUCUAACUGUCCUCCUCUUACCCAGUUCUUUGUGGAGUGUGGAGGUCUGGUGAGGACAGACAAGAAGCCUGCUCUGAGUAAGAGCUACCAGAAACUGGUGUCAGAUCUCUGGCACAAGAACAGACCAUCCUAUGUCGUCCCUACCAGUCUGUUCCAGGGGAUCAAGGCUGUUAACCCCAUGUUCAGAGGAUACUCACAACAGGACUCUCAGGAGUUCCUGCGCUGUCUGAUGGACCAGCUCCACGAGGAGCUGAAGGAGCCACUGGCCGAGCCCCCCGACAACGACCUACACUCUCACGCCAUCGUUAUGGAUGACGGCGGCCCCGACGACGACAGCCCCAGCCAAUCGGACAACGACUUUCAGUCAUGCGAGUCGUGCGGCGGCGGCAGCAGCAGCGAGCGGGUGGACAGUGAGGGUCAGGGUGGGAGUGGGGACAGGCAGGCGGCGCCGUCGUCAAGGGAGGAGUCUAACGAGGCGGAGAUGCUGAUCCCCGACGGGCCUGACUCCUCCCACUCUUCCGGCCAGACCAAUAGGGAGUUGCAGAAAGAGAAGAACCUGAUCAACGACCUCUACCGGGGGUCAGGGGGAGACCUGGAUAAAGACAUGGAUACCGCUCCCACCAACGAGGCCACGCCCAUCGUCAGCAGCCAGGGGACAAUCAAAGUCCAAAUACGGAUGGCUGAGCUGCAGGUAGUGUCCAGCAGCACCCGGACCCAGAGUCCAGUCCAUACGGAGGGACACUGCCUCACCAAGAUGUCCUCCAGCCCCCCCAAGGCUAACUCUGUCUGGCCAGGAAUGUCCUCCAGCCCCCCCAAGACUAACUCUGUCUGGCCAGGAAUGUCCUCUAACCAUAAGAAAGUGUCCUCAUUCUCCUCAACAAAGAGCCAGAAGAAGUAUCGUAGUGUGAUAUCGGACGUGUUUGAUGGGACCAUUGUCAGCUCAGUACAGUGUCUGACCUGCGAUAGGGUGUCAGUGACCCUUGAGAACUUCCAGGACCUGUCCCUGCCCAUCCCAGGUAAGGAGGACCUGGCUAAACUCCACUCCUCCUCCCAUCAGACGUCUCUGAUCAAGGCUGGGUCCUGUGGUGAGGCCUACGCUGCUCAGGGAUGGGUCGCCUUGGUCAUGGAAUACAUCAAGAGCUGGUGGUGGGGUCCUGCGGUGACCUUACAGGACUGUCUGGCUGCCUUCUUCACCAGAGACGAGCUGAAAGGUGACAACAUGUACAGCUGUGAGAAAUGCAAGAAAUUACGGAAUGGAGUGAAAUUCUGCAAAGUUCAGAGUGUACCAGAGAUCCUGUGCAUCCACCUGAAGCGGUUUAGACACGAGCUGAUGUUCUCCAUUAAGAUCGGGACUCACGUCUCCUUCCCAUUGGAGGGCCUGGACCUGCAGCCCUUCCUGGCCAAGGAUGGCUCCGCCCACACCACCUCCUACGACCUGCUGUCCGUCAUCUGUCACCAUGGCACCGCCAGCAGUGGCCACUACAUAGCCUACUGUAGGAAUGACCUGAACAACCUCUGGUAUGAGUUUGAUGACCAGAGCGUCACCGAGGUGUCAGAGUCCUGCGUCCAGAACGCUGAGGCCUACGUACUGUUCUACAAGAAGAGCAACGAGGAGGCGCUGAAGGAGAGGAGGAAAGUGACGGGUCUACUUGGCGUGACGGAGCCCAGUCUGCUACAGUUCUACGUCUCCAGACAGUGGCUCAACAAGUUCAAGACUUUCGCUGAGCCCGGACCCAUCUCCAAUGACGACUUCCUCUGCUCACAUGGAGGCGUGCCGCCUGCCAAGGCCGCGUUCAUCGACGAUCUGGUAGUGAUGCUGCCUCAGAACGCGUGGGACCACCUCUACAGCAGGUACGGAGGCGGGCCUGCUGUCAACCACCUGUAUGUGUGUCACACUUGUCAGACAGAGAUCGAGAAGCUGGAAAAGAGACGCAGGACAGAGCUGGACAUGUUUGUCCGGCUGAACAAGGCAUUCCAAGAGGAGGAGUCUCCACUGAUCAUCUACUGCAUCAGCAUGCAGUGGUUCAGAGAGUGGGAGGGCUUUGUCAAGGGAAAGGACAAUGAUCCACCUGGACCAAUCGAUAACUCCAAGAUCGCGAUCAACAAGAAUGGUCAUCUAACACUCAGACAAGGAGCUGACUCGGGACAGAUCUCUGAGGAGACGUGGAACUUUCUCCACUCCGUCCACGGAGGAGGUCCGCUCGUAACAGUCCGGCCCAACGUCUCUCACCCCGAACUAGAGGCCUCCUCGCAGUCUAAGGAGAAGAUAUAGGUGGAGACGUGCUACGUUUCAAUCUACCUACAUACCAACUCCUUCACAUGAAACAACCUACCUACUGUACCAACCCCCUAACAGGAAACCCCCAACACCAGCCCCCUAACAGGAAACCCCCAACACCAGCCCCCUGACAGGAAACCCCCAACACCAGCCCCCUGACAGGAAACCCCCAACACCAGCCCCCUGACAGGAAACCCCCAAUACCAGCCCCCUGACAGGAAACCCCCAAUACCAGCCCCCUGACAGGAAACCCCCAACACCAGCCCCCUAACAGGAAACCCCCAACACCAGCCCCCUAACAGGA
This is a messenger RNA of Oncorhynchus nerka (sockeye salmon), 3301 nucleotides long. RefSeq names its product ubiquitin carboxyl-terminal hydrolase 33-like. The transcript is spliced from 24 exons. Lineage: Eukaryota; Metazoa; Chordata; Actinopteri; Salmoniformes; Salmonidae. Gene Ontology annotation, cellular component: cytoplasm. Bases 187 to 2991 code for a protein of 934 amino acids. Gene Ontology annotation, biological process: protein deubiquitination. The record is from RefSeq and is a predicted model, not a curated record. Gene Ontology annotation, molecular function: zinc ion binding; cysteine-type deubiquitinase activity.